AUGGCAUCCAGUACCCAGGUGCUGCUACAGCAGAAGUCCGCCGUCACCACUCAUCUGGACACGCUCAAGAACGAGGAUCUGAAAGCGAUAUGCAGAUGGUAUGGGGAGCCGGUGUCGGGGACUAAGAGCAUCCUCAUCACUCGGUGUCGAAAAGUCCUCAACGACAUCGUAAGCAGGGGUGACGCGGACCGUUUCGAGAUCCUCAAAGCAAUGGCCUCCAUCACCCAGCUGCCUUCGCUGAAGCCGGGCCACUCCUCCUCUUCAGCUACUUCAUACCCCUCACCCGCCUACCAUCCCCCUCGGGGAGGCGGUGCGUCAUUACACAACGGGGCGUUGAACAUCAAGAAAGCCUUCAAGCCCAGCCCUUUCUACCAAAUCCUCGAGCCUUUGUUAUCCAUGGCAGACCUACCAGAGGGUCCAGAAAUGCCAUCGAACCGCCACACCGUCCGAUCCAACCUUGUCAUCAAAUCCGAGCUCGGGCAGCGCCUACGCGCAGACGCAAACCUCAAAAUCAUGCUGCUCUGCGGCGAGUCGAGUGCAAUGUCUGCAUACGCUGGCGCCCACAUCAAGUUUCCCUCCCAGAUCGAAGUCAAGGUGAACAACAACGACGUCAAGCACAGCUUCAAAGGUCUCAAGAACAAAGAAGGCACCACGAAGCCGGCGGACAUCACCUCCCUCUUACACAAGUUCGGCGGACAGGACAACUCCAUCCAAAUCACCUAUGCACUCACCCACCGCCGCUUCUCCUACUCCGUCUACCUCGUCCAAUACGUCGGCGUCGAUACCCUCGUCAACCAGAUCAAGUCGGGCGCCGUCAUACCGAAGGACAAGGUGAUCAGGGAUAUGACUCGUGCUAACAACGACGCUGAUGUCUCCGCCACCUCCGUACGCAUGUCUCUCAAAGAUCUCGUCUCCACCCUCCGCAUCACCGUGCCGGUGCGGUCGUCGCAUUGUGCACACAACCAAUGCUUCGAUGCAGCCAUGUUUCUGCAACUCCAAGAUCAAUGCCCUCAAUGGAGCUGUCCAGUGUGCAACAAGCACGCCCCUUUCGAGACUCUGAGCGUCGACAAGUAUUUCGAAGACAUCCUCAACCGAACAUCUUCGUCGAUCGAGAAAGUCGACAUCGAGCCGAGUGGGGAGUGGAAAGUGAUCAGGGAUGAAGAUGACAACCAAACGAACGGUACCUCCAGCAAAGCCCGCGCCGCGUAUGAUGACGAUUUCGACGACCUCGUUGAGCUGGAUGAGCCAGUUAGCAAGGGGGUGAACGGCACGAAGCACAUGGACGCUCCGUUCUCGAUCAAUACACCACCGCUGUCUUCUCGAGAGCCCUCCGUGGCGCAAUCUGCAGGAUCCGCGCAACGGCCUGGUAGCAAACGGCCACAGUCUGCGGUUAUAGAUCUCACGCUAUCGGAUGAUGAGGAGCCAUCGAGACCUGCAAAGAGGCAAAGUCGUGUUCAACAGCAACCCGCGUCAGCCUCGCACCCUACGUCCGCCACCACACCCAAUUCUUUGCCCAAUCCUCGCGACCAUGCUGCAUCGAAUUCAAACUACUAUCACGGUUUCAACCAAAGCGACAACUAUCGGCCAGGCAGCAAUCUCAGUCGCACCUCGUUCAGCCACAGCCCUUCGGCAUGGGGCUCACAUCAAGCGAGCACACCGCAGCAGUCAUCACUCUUCCCGCCACCUCCGCCACCUAAUUCGGCUCCCAGUUUCGGUGCAUCAAUGAGGCCACCGUCGGCGAACCAGAACCAAAGCACCAACAACGCGACUGCUUCAGCACAGGGCGGGCUUAGGCUGCCUCCCAUGCAGCUGCAGCGGCCGCCUUCGGCCUCGCAUUCGCCGGUGCAAACCUUGUAUCAGGGGUGGAGGAACGGGGAUGAGUGGGAGUUUGGGAGCUACGAGAGUAGUCCAGGGUGA
Molecule: messenger RNA, 1917 nt
Organism: Neohortaea acidophila
Lineage: Eukaryota; Fungi; Ascomycota; Dothideomycetes; Mycosphaerellales; Teratosphaeriaceae
Product: PINIT domain-containing protein
Exons: 4
Coding region: 1-1917 (638 amino acids)
Biological process (GO): protein sumoylation
Molecular function (GO): SUMO ligase activity; zinc ion binding
Source: RefSeq, a predicted model, not a curated record